UGCUUCACUUGGACGUUGGGUGUGCUGUGUGGCUCUCAAUCGGGCACGCGCACACGCACACGCACGCAGGAGGUGUCGCCGGCCCUCCCGCACCCACAGGAGCGCUCGAGGCGGCUGGACAGUGAAGGAAGCUGCGUGUGGGGUGCCCUGUGAUCCUGUGUCGCUGCUGCAGGAGGAGGAGGAGGAGGGUGGGUAGGGGACGCGCCGCUGGUGAAGAGAGCGGCGCCCCUGCUGUCUGUGCGUGUGUUAUGAGGUCAGCAGACUCCCGCGGCACCAGCAGGAGCACCGCUGACUAGGGAACAUGGCUCUCAUAAUGUGGCCGCGUAAUAUGGAGACCCCGCAACUGACAGGUGAUCCGCUGAGGAAGAUUGACCGUGAGAGAAUGGGAUCGCCGUCCAGAGAUGGAGGGGCGCUGAACGGGUGUGACAGGGAGGAGGGGGGGGUCAGUGAAUGUGGGAGUGAUGGGGCCAGCCACGACAUGCCCCUUGAUGACUCCAUGGAUGGCGCGCCGCCCCCUCCAUCCUCCUCCUCCUCGGAUAUCCCCACGCCCACCCGCCCACGCUCCCCGACUCCCGUAGGUCUGGCCACCGCCCCCCACCCACACCUCAACCCACAGCUCCAGCUACCGCCCACGCCCAGACACUUCCAUCCAGUCAUUAACCUGGCUCGAGAUUUGACAAACAGAACCAGCAAUGGCGGACGCUCCCCCACCCCCUCCCCUCCCCCGAUCAUGUCCACCCACACUUCCCUGCCCUCCCCCUCCCCCACGCCCACCACCCACACGCCCAUCACCUCCGCCCCCUCGCCCCCUACCACAGCGCCCACCGGCCCCGCCCACUCCGUGCAGGCCGCCCUCGCCGCUAUCCAGGCUGGCUCCCUCUCGCUAAACCAGCUGAUGGCUCUGGGGGCGCAGGGUCCGGGCCUUCUCAUGCAGAACCAGCUGGCUGCCGCCGCCGCCGCCGCCAACCAGCUGCCCGUGUCGUCGCCGCUGCCCAGCCUGGGCUCUCUCAACCCCCAGGAGCUGCAGGCGCUGCAGCAGACGCUGUCCCAGCAGCAGCAACAGAUCCAGCAGCAGCUCCAGCAGUUCAUGUUGUUCUCACAGCCCAGCGCCGCCUCGCAGCUGCCGCCCCAGACACAGCUCUUCCUGCAGAGCCAGCAACUCCAGUACCUGCAGAACCUGCUGCAGCAGGGCCUGCUGGCCUCCCCCGGGCUGGCCGGCAUCCAGGGCCUGCAGCCCCCCGUGUCCCAGGCCCCCUCCCAGCCGCCCCACGCCCGCAGCGUGCACCACGCCGUGGCGCAGGCCGCACAGCAACUGCAGCAGCUGCAGAAGGCCCACCAUCAGCAGCAACAGCAGCAGCAGCAGCAACAACAGCAGCAACAGCAGCAGCACCACCACCACCACCCACAGCAGCAGCAGCAGCAGCAGCAGCAGGGCGGCCGGGACCUGCGGGACCCCCUGAGGGACCUGCGGGACAUCCGGGACCUGCGGGAGGUGCAGAUGCGGGAGCUGCGGGACGCGCGCGAGCCCCCGCUGCGGCCGCCGCCCCUGGAUCCCUCCCACCUGGGCGGGUCUCCCCUGGCCCCCCACCUGCCGCCCCACACUCACCUUAACCGCCCCCCGGUGCCGCACUCCCCGCCGCCGCCGCCGCCGCGCCACUGGGAGCCGCUGCCGGAGGAGCCCACGGACCUGGAGGAGUUGGAGCAGUUCGCCAAGACGUUCAAGCAGCGGCGCAUCAAGCUGGGCUACACGCAGGGCGACGUGGGCCUGGCCAUGGGCAAGCUGUACGGCAACGACUUCUCCCAGACCACCAUCAGCCGCUUCGAGGCGCUCAACCUCUCCUUCAAGAACAUGUGCAAGCUGAAGCCGCUGCUGCAGAAGUGGCUGACGGACGCCGACAAGACCAUCACGGACCCCACCACCGUCAGCAACACCAUCUCCUCGCCGGAUGCGGUGGGGCGGCGGCGCAAGAAGCGGACCUCCAUCGAGACCAGCGUGCGCGUGGCCCUGGAGCGCGCCUUCAUCCAGAACCCCAAGCCAACCUCCGAGGAGAUCUCCAUGCUGGCAGACAGCCUGUCCAUGGAGAAGGAAGUGGUCCGCGUGUGGUUCUGUAACAGACGCCAGAAGGAGAAGAGGAUAAACCCCCCCACCAGCGGCAUGGUCAGCCCCCCCCUCAGCCUCAGCAGCACGCCCAUGUUCCCCGGCCCCCCCAUCACCUCCCCCCUCACCCUCACCAACAUAGGGGGCCCACCGCUCUCCCUUGGUACCCUCCCUCCCCUCUCCCUGGUCACCCACUCCUACGCCCCCGUCACCCCCGACGGCCCCUGCACUAAAUCUGAGUAAGUGUGGGGGUGUUGCUCCUCCUCCUCCUCCUCUUCCUCCUCCUCCACCUCCUCCUCCUCCUCUUCCACGUUUGUGCAAUGCCCCUCCACCCCUCCCCCUCCCCUCUCCCCCUCCUCCCCAGCGGUGAGAGGCACGGAGGAGGACGAACCAGAAGUGAGGUCAGGUCACGAUGAGGGGGGGGUCAUUGGGGGGUCGCCGUGCCCCCCCACCCUCCGCCCCUCCAAAAUGCUAAAGACUUCCCCCAGGAGCGCCUCUCUCUCUCCCUUUUCUCUAUCUCUCUCCUCUCUCUCUCUCUCUCUCUCUCUCAGUGACAAGUGAGGGAGGGAGAGUUAAAGAGAGAGAAAGAGAGAGAGAGAGAGUGAGAAAGUGAGAGAAAAAGAGAGAAAAUAAAAAACUCAGGCUUCUUUUAAUUUUCACGUGAACUGUGCGUGCGUGCGUGCGUGUGCGUGUGCGUGGGCGUGUGGGCGUGUGUCGUAGCCCCACCUCCGCCCCUCCCCUGUGAACAUCCACCCCUCAUUACCCCCUCUAAAAAAAUGGGGAAUGAGGGGAAAAUAAGGGGAAACGAGGGGAAACAAACUAAUCAUCGUAACUUGAUCAAACACGUUAUGGAAGUGGAGGGGAAACAUUGUGUGUAGGGGAGGGGUCAUGGAAACUCGCCCCUCCCCCUCUGCUCCCCACUUGACUCCACUUCCCCUCACUCCGGCUCUCCCCUCAGCCGCCUCCCCUCUUCGCCGCCGCCGCCAGUGUAAAAUAUGGACACUUUGAGAAUAUAGUGAAAAAUGUAUAUGUGUAACAAUUAAUGUGUGUGUGUGUGUGUGUGUGUGUGUGUGUGUGUGUGUGUGUGUGUGUGUGUGUGUGUGUGUGUUUAUGUACCCUCCUCCUCAUCCUCUUCCUCCUCUUCCUCUUCCUUAUUCUCUCAUUCUAUCCUUCCUCCUCCUCCUCCUCCUCCUCCUUCUCCUCCUCCUCCUCCUCCUCCUCCCAGUGUAAAUUCCCGUUUUCUAAAGAGGUGAAACGUGUUAACAUAAUUAAAUACUUACACACACACACACACACACACACACACACACACACACACACACACACACACACACACACACACGUACAGU
Portunus trituberculatus (swimming crab) is the source of this 3447-nucleotide messenger RNA. RefSeq names its product protein nubbin-like. The record is from RefSeq and is a predicted model, not a curated record. Gene Ontology annotation, molecular function: RNA polymerase II cis-regulatory region sequence-specific DNA binding; DNA-binding transcription factor activity, RNA polymerase II-specific. Gene Ontology annotation, biological process: regulation of transcription by RNA polymerase II. Lineage: Eukaryota; Metazoa; Arthropoda; Malacostraca; Decapoda; Portunidae.